Messenger RNA from Cladophialophora psammophila CBS 110553, 672 nucleotides. RefSeq lists its product as uncharacterized. Lineage: Eukaryota; Fungi; Ascomycota; Eurotiomycetes; Chaetothyriales; Herpotrichiellaceae. The transcript has a single exon. The coding region runs from base 1 to 672 and encodes 223 amino acids. The record is from RefSeq and is a predicted model, not a curated record.
AUGACUAUCCCCCACUAUGGCGUAUGGAAGGGUACACCAGUUUCAUACCAAGUUGACCCCCCGAACGACCCAAGUCCUCAUAUCAACCUUGUCUUCACAGACGACAAGAACGGAACCACCGAGCGGAAGGCAGCGAUCAAUGUCAAAUCUCAGGCCACACCAAACGAACUCGUCUACUGGUUCGACCGUGAUUUCUCUCACCCCCUUACUCGAGACCUCGAACGUCUAGCGCUUGGCUUCCGCCACCUUACAGCCAAUGACCUCAGCACGAUUGACCUUGCCCUCGACUAUGAUCGGACUGACAACCUGCUCCAUUUGCCCGAUGGCAGGAUCUUGCCAUUUACCGAGAGCGGACCGGACAACGACAUCCUCGAUCAACUCAUACCCAUACUCGACGGCGCUAUCGAAAAACAAGCAAAAAUCUAUCUCUAUGGCUCGUCCUUUGGCUCUGGAAUUCAUGACGUUCAUAUGAACCAAGGCAGUGUUGGCUUUCCCAAUGGCGUCGGACAGGAUGGAGCCUUCUUCCUGCGAUUUCCAGACGGCCAUUGGGAAGCGGUGUUUCUGGCCUUCGCCUCACAGCGAAUUCCAACCAAUGACCGAAACGGGAAACCCUUGUCUGGCAGCCCAUCCUUGGAAAGAAUCAUCAAGACUUCAGGACGUGCUCAUCUUUGA